CGCCCAGGCCCGCCUUUCUACCCCCCAGGGGCCCCUCCGCGAGCUGAAAUGCACCUUCUGUGUAUAUUGUUCCGCCUCUGCAUUUAUGAGCAAUGAGAACGCAGAGCGGGCCCUGCGCGCAGCUCGGGCGGUUAGGGCAUCCUCUGGAUAGCCAAGACGGAGGGUUCGGUCCCUGGUCGGUACAUACAAAAGUCAGCCAGCGAAUGCGUGCACAAGUGAAACAACGGAUUGGUGGUUCUCCCUCUUCCUCCCUUAAAUCAGCAAGUAAUUUUUUUUUUUUAAUCUCUCCCUCCAGAAGCACGCCUGGGUUGCCUAGGCUCACUUCUACCUUUGUAACCUUGUAAAUAAAUUUUGUCGUUUAACUGCUUUAUUAAAAAUAACGAAAAGGCAGAGCAGUUAGGAGAGCUCUGUGAAGCACUGUCCCGAGCCUAUCACAUUUCGUCUCAUCAGACCACAGUAGCCCGUGCGGUGCAUGUCGGCGCAGUGGCAUGUACAUCACAGCAUCCUCCCGCGGGAGAGGCGUGAAGUGGUGCCACGAAUUACCCGGGUCAUGGUCGGUGGCAGCCACGACUGAGCCCUGGGUCUGGUUCAGUCAGUAAACAUCCACUGAGUGCCACGUGCCGGGCACUGGGCUGGGAGCUGGCUCCUGGCUGCAGGUUGUGGGCCCGCCCCUCCUGUACCCCGUGCUCCUCCGGGGCUUGCGACCCCAGGCCCGUGUGACACUCCCUAGGUCUGGCCUGGAGGCCCAGCAGGUGCCGCAGCUCCGCAGCAGAAGCGCCUGCCACAAAAGCAGAGGACGACUCCUUUCUCCAGUGGUUCCUGCUUCUCAUUCCGGUGACUGCCUUUGGCCUGGGGACAUGGCAGGUCCAGCGGCGCAAGUGGAAGCUGAAGCUGAUCUCGGAGCUGGAGUCUAGAAUUAUGGCUGAGCCUGUCCCUCUGCCCACAGACCCCAUGGAGCUGAGAAACCUGGAGUACAGGCCGGUGAAGGUCAGGGGGCACUUUGACCACUCCAAGGAGCUGUACAUGAUGCCGCGGACCAUGGUGGACCCGGAGCGGGAGGCCCGGGAGGCGGGCCGGCUCUCGUCCUCGGCCCAGAGCGGUGCCCACGUCAUCACCCCUUUCCACUGCACCGACCUGGGGAUGAGCAUCCUGGUGAACCGAGGGUUUGUCCCCAGGAAGAAACUGAAUCCCGACACUCGGAAGAAAGGCCAGAUUGAGGGAGAAGUGGACCUGGUUGGGAUGGUAAGGCUGACAGAGACCAGGAAGCCUUUUGUCCCGGAGAACAACCCAGAAAGGAACCACUGGUACUACCGGGACCUGGAGGCCAUGGCCACGCUCACAGGCACAGAGCCCAUCUUCAUCGAUGCGGACUUCAAGAGCACAGUCCCUGGAGGACCCAUUGGCGGGCAGACCAGAGUGACCCUGAGGAAUGAGCACAUGCAGUACAUCAUCACCUGGUACGGACUCUGCGCGGCCACGUCGUACCUGUGGGUGAAGAAGUUCCUGCGUCGGGCUCCUGGCAUGUGAUGAGAUGACUGAUGUGGCCCGUCCUGGGAGCCACUGAAUAAAUACGUCACCAGAUUGGGUUUAACCGGGCCACGUGCUAUUGGUAUAAAUAAACUGCUGCUACCUGA
This is a messenger RNA of Myotis davidii, 1634 nucleotides long. RefSeq names its product surfeit 1 (gene SURF1). NCBI's taxonomy places the organism in Eukaryota, Metazoa, Chordata, Mammalia, Chiroptera, Vespertilionidae. The record is from RefSeq and is a predicted model, not a curated record. The coding region runs from base 919 to 1527 and encodes 202 amino acids. Gene Ontology annotation, cellular component: membrane; mitochondrion. Gene Ontology annotation, biological process: mitochondrial respiratory chain complex IV assembly. The transcript is spliced from 7 exons.